Aethalodelphis obliquidens (Pacific white-sided dolphin) is the source of this 2154-nucleotide messenger RNA. It is a transcript of the gene EPHX2, whose product is annotated as epoxide hydrolase 2. Gene Ontology annotation, molecular function: catalytic activity. NCBI's taxonomy places the organism in Eukaryota, Metazoa, Chordata, Mammalia, Artiodactyla, Delphinidae. The transcript is spliced from 19 exons. Bases 92 to 1759 code for a protein of 555 amino acids. The record is from RefSeq and is a predicted model, not a curated record.
GUCGGCUCGCCGCUCUGGUCCCGCGCCCCGGCCUUCGUCCAUCUCCUCGCAGCGGUCUGUACCUGGGUGGAAGGCUGAGGUGCAGGCAGUCAUGGCGCUGCGUGCUGCCGUGUUCGACCUGGACGGGGUCCUGGCGCUGCCCUCGCUCGCCAGCUCCUGGGACCGUGCGGAGGAGGAGCUGGCGCUGCCCAGUGGCUUUCUGAAUGGAGCUUUCGUGAAGGGAGGCCCAGAUGGUUCCAGUGCCCGCAUGAUGAAGGGAGAGAUCACAUUUUCCCAGUGGAUGCCAUUCAUGGAAGAAAACUGCAGGAAAUGUUCUGAGGACUCUGGAAUCUGCCUCCCUGAGAAUUUCUCUAUAAAUCAGAUCUUUGGCAAGGCACUUGCAGCAAGAAAGGUCAACGACCCCAUGCUUAAGGCAGCUCUCACUCUCAAAAAGAAGGGAUUUACAACCUGCAUCCUCACCAACAUCUGGCUGGAUGACAGCACCCAGAGAGGCAGCCUGGCCCAGACGAUGUGUGAGCUCAGGCCGCACUUCGAUUUCCUGAUUGAGUCAUGCAGGAUCGGAAUGGCCAAGCCUGACCCUCAGAUCUACAAGUUCGUGCUGGACGUCUUGAAGGCCAGCCCCAGUGAGGUGGUUUUCUUGGAUGACUUCGAAGUUAAUCUGAAGCCGGCCCGUGACCUGGGGAUGGUCACCAUCCUCGUGCGUGACACUGACACUGCCCUGAGGGAGCUGGAGAAAGUAACCGGGGUGCAGCUUCUCCAAACUGCAGCCCCCCGACCGAUCCCCUGCGAUCCAAGCACCGUGAGCCAUGGGUACGUGCCCAUAAAGCCUGGGAUGUGUCUGCAUUUUGUGGAGCUGGGCUCUGGCCCUGCCGUAUGCCUCUGCCACGGAUUUCCGGAGAGCUGGUUCUCUUGGAGGUACCAGAUCCCUGCUCUGGCCCAGGCGGGCUUCCGGGUACUAGCGGUGGACAUGAAAGGCUACGGAGAGUCAUCUGCUCCUUCUGAAAUAGAAGAAUAUUCCAUGGAAGUGUUAUGCAACGACAUGGUCACCUUCCUGGAUAAGUUGGGCAUCGCUCAAGCUGUGUUCAUUGGCCACGACUGGGGUGGCAUGCUGGUGUGGAAUAUGGCUCUUUUCUACCCCAAGAGAGUGAGGGCAGUGGCCAGCUUGAAUACUCCCUUCAUACCAGCAAAUCCCAAAGUGUCCCCAAUGGAGAGAAUCAAAGCCAAUCCUGCCUUUGAUUACCAGCUCUACUUCCAGGAACCAGGAGUGGCAGAGGUUGAACUGGAACAGAACCUGAAUCGGACUUUCAGAAGCUUCUUCAGAGCAAGUGAUGAGACUUUUCUCACCACGAACAGAGUCUGUGAAAUGGGAGGACUCUUUGUGAGUACGCCAGGGGAGCCCAGCCUCAGCAAGAUGGUCACCGAGGAGGACAUCCAGUUCUACGUUCAGCAGUUCAAGAAGUCUGGUUUCAGGGGACCUCUAAACUGGUACCGAAACAUGGAAAGGAACUGGCAGUGGGGCUGCAAAGGCUUGGGAAGGAAGAUCCUGGUGCCGGCCCUGAUGGUCACCGCGGAGAAGGACUUCGUGCUCGUUCCUGAGAUGUCCAAGCAUAUGGAGGACUGGAUCCCCCACCUGAAAAGGGGUCACAUUAAGGACUGUGGACACUGGACACAGAUGGAGAAGCCCACAGAGUUGAAUCAGAUCCUCAUUGAGUGGCUGGAGACCGACGCCAGCGACCCACCGGGGGUGUCGAAGCUUUAGGGUGUGACGUGUGUCAGCCGCCAGCAGGCAGUCCAACCGCUCCAUCUGCUGGGGCGCUUCUCUGGUACCCGGAUGGGGCCUUACCCGCAUCUCUCAAAACCAGCAGCGUCGUUCUCAAGGGGUUUGCAGCAAAGAGUGAUUUUCUCUAAAUGAAAUGAGUCAGAUUUGACAUAAUUUUAGAUAUAGGAAAAAUCACGUGUGAUUAAUCCUCUGGGUAUAAACGUAUCGCUUUAUGUCUAAGGAUGGUUAGUGUUCUGUGGGGGACAGAACGGGAUGGCCAGGGGGUGAUUUCUCUUGAUAAUCAAGUCAGCGUUUUGAUGAUGCAAAAUCAGCAAUUUAGAAGCUUUUCAGCAGAGAUGGGAACUCCUUUAUGCAAUAAAAUGAAGACAACUGGC